UAAUCCCACCUCUCUACGAUUCCCGCUAGGUAUAUAGCCAGCCUCGUCGGAGUGCUUGCUCUCUCUCCUUCUGUUUCUCUCCUAGCGAUUCCGCAGUUUCAUAAUUAAGCUUAAGGAAGCCAAACGUUCCGCUUUUUCUUAGCUCCCCGUUUCAGAGAUCCCCAUGACAAAUUGUUGAAAGCUCAAACAGAGUAAAACUUUGCGUGCAGUUCGAACGCACUAGAGCUUGUAGAUCUGUAAAAACCGUACUUUGAUUGGUGAAAUCUGAGAUACAAGGGAUCGAAUUGUGUUUUACCUUUGGUUGGUGAACUACUAUUAAUUUCUUUCCAUGCUGCACUCGUGCAGCUAUUUUGGGCCUUUUUCUAACACGGGUCUUGUUUUUGGAUCAUAUUAACUGGGUCGAGCGUAAUUGUUUUGGUACAUAUAUACCCUAGUAAGGUCUGGCUCUUGAGAGCUACUUAGACUCCAGCCACCAAGGGGUGGUGCCCCCUAUGGCACCUUCUCGAGUGGCUGGAGGAUUAACCCAAUCUUCCUCAAGUUCUGGAAUAUUCUUCCAGGGAGAUGGGCAAUCCCAGGUUGUAGUUAAUUCUCACUUGAGCUCAUCUUUUGGGAACUCUUCUAAUUCAAUUCCUGGACCUGGGCGUUCAAAUUUGGGUCCUGUUUCGGGGGAUAUGAGCAAUGCUGCGAUGAACAGUGUGGCAAACUCUGGACCAAGUGUCGGGGCAAGUUCGUUGGUGACAGAUGCAAACUCUGCACUUUCAGGAGGUCCCCAUUUGCAAAGAAGUGCAAGCAUCAAUACAGAGUCUUACUUGCGUCUGCCAGCUUCGCCUUUGUCAUUCUCGUCCAAUAACAUUAGUAUUUCGGGCUCAUCAGUUAUGGACGGGUCUUCUGUAGUGCAGCAAAAUUCCCAUCAAGACCGGAAUGCGCAACAUGUGCAGCAGCCGCAGGGAGCUUCAAGUGCUACAUCGCUACCUGCAUCCCAAACUGGCCAAGCUUCCCUUUCCAUGGGUGCACGAGUUGGAGCUUUCAUUCAGGAUCCAAAUAAUUUAUCCCAGGUGCAGAAGAAACCCCGGUUGGAUAUCAAGCAAGAAGAUAUCUUGCAGCAGCAGGUGUUACAACAGUUACUGCAGAGACAAGACCCUAUGCAAUUCCAAGGCCGCAAUCCACAGUUUCAAGCAUUGUAUCAGCAGCAGAGAUUACGACAGCAGCAACAACAACAAAUUCUGCAGUCUAUGCCACAGUUACAGAGCCAGUUGCAGCAACAGCAACAGCAGCAGCAGCAGCAGCAGCAGCAGAUGCAGUUGAGGCAUCAUCUGCAACAACAGGCAAUGCCGCCAAUAUCAGGCAUGAAGCGUCCCUAUGAUAGUGGUGUUUGUGCUCGCCGGCUGAUGCAAUACCUCUAUCAUCAGCGGCAACGGCCACAUUCACAGGAAAAUAGUAUUAUGUACUGGAGGAAGUUUGUGGCAGAGUAUUACUCUCCUCGCGCGAAGAAAAGAUGGUGCUUGUCAUUAUAUGAUAACGUGGGGCAUCAUGCACUUGGUGUUUUCCCCCAGGCGGCCAUGGAUUCGUGGCAGUGUGAUAUUUGCGGUUCCAAAUCUGGAAGGGGUUUUGAGGCAACAUUUGAAGUACUUCCUAGACUUAAUGAGAUCAAGUUUGGUAGUGGGGUCAUUGAUGAGCUUCUGUUUUUGGACUUGCCACGGGAAUGUAUAUUUCCUUCUGGAAUAAUGAUGUUAGAAUAUGGAAAAGCAGUCCAAGAGAGUGUUUAUGAGCAACUUCGUGUUGUUCGUGAGGGUCAGCUUCGUAUCAUUUUCACCCAUGAUCUGAAGAUAUUAUCUUGGGAAUUUUGUGCACAGCGGCACGAAGAACUUCUUCCUCGUAGGUUGGUUGCACCGCAGGUGAAUCAGUUGCUUCAGGUUGCUCAGAAAUGCCAGAGUACGAUUGCUGAAAGUGGAUCUGAUGGGGUUUCUCAGCAGGAUCUACAAACAAACAGUAAUAUGGUACUGACAGCAGGGCGCCAGCUUGCAAAGAGUUUGGAGUUACAGUCAUUGAAUGACUUGGGCUUUUCAAAAAGAUAUGUGAGGUGUUUGCAGAUCUCUGAAGUUGUCAAUAGCAUGAAAGAACUGAUAGAUUUCAGCCGGGAGAAUAAAGUCGGGCCAAUUGAGGGCUUGAAAAAUUAUCCUCGACAUGCCUCUAUAGCCAAGCUCCAGAUGCAAAAGAUGCAGGAGAUGGAGCAACUAGCAAACGUGCAGGGUCUCCCAACUGACCGGAAUACCCUCAAUAAGCUAAUGGCAUUGCAUCCUGGACUAAAUAACCAAAUAAACAACAGUCAUAACAUGGUCAGUCGAGGAGCUUUAAGCGGAUCGGCACAAGCUGCUCUGGCUCUGACCAGUUACCAGAAUCUGCUCAUGAGGCAGAACUCUAUGAAUUCGAAUCCUAACUCGCUUCAACAGGAGGCUUCAUCUUCCUUAAAUAAUUCUAAUCAGAGUCCGUCUUCAAAUCUCCAAGGGGCAGCUGCUUUAAUUCCUGGAUCUAUUCAGAGUUUACCUUCCAGUGGCUUCUCAAGUCCCCGUACACAGCCACGGCAACCACAGAAACUGCAGCAACGCUCACUGAGUGCUAAUAACAUGUUGCAACAAAAUCAUCCACAGACCUCCCAAGGCAACCAGGUCUUACAACAGCAGAUGAUCCAGCAUCUGCUGCAGAUGUCUAACAACAGUGGAGUGCAACAGCAAUCCCUUGCUGGGUCAAAUGCAAAUGGAAGCGUGGCAAGGAAUGGAUUAGGAUUUGGAGGCAACCCUACAGCUUUAGCCAUGGCCAAUGCGUCGGGAAGUAAUGGGCCUGCUCCAAUUCGGAGUAACAGUUUCAAAGCUGCUUCAAACAGUGACUCUGCAGCUGGUGGCAAUAAUGGAUUCAACCAGAGAUCUCCAGAUCUACCACAGAAUCUCCAUCUGCAGGAUGAUAUGGUAAUACCGGAUAUAGCCCACGACUUCACAGAAAACGGGUUUUUAAAUGGUGACUUUGAUGAUAGUAUGAGUUAUGGCUGGAAGGGGUGACUAACAUAAUUUGGCCAAUCAUUUUGUUCGCUUCUGUGGGUAAGUGUCCACCAUAUAUCUUUUGUACAGGGUAUUUGAAAUCUCUCUCUCUCUCUCUCUCUCUCUCUCUCUCUCUCUCAAUUGCAGAAUUUCCUUUGACUUCACGCUCUUGUUCGCAGUAGGUAUUUUGACUUCUAUUUCGAUGGCUUUCUGUGUCCAUCCAAAGCUUGCAAGUGUAAUCUAGUGGUCAAGAACUUCAACAACAGUUUCGUAUUAAUAUGAUAGUUACAUGUUUCA
This is a messenger RNA of Juglans microcarpa x Juglans regia, 3329 nucleotides long. RefSeq names its product probable transcriptional regulator SLK2. NCBI's taxonomy places the organism in Eukaryota, Viridiplantae, Streptophyta, Magnoliopsida, Fagales, Juglandaceae. Gene Ontology annotation, cellular component: nucleus; transcription regulator complex. Gene Ontology annotation, biological process: positive regulation of transcription by RNA polymerase II; negative regulation of transcription by RNA polymerase II. The record is from RefSeq and is a predicted model, not a curated record.